AUGAGCUCAAUUGAAGGGACGCCAUCUCUGGAAUUUGACGAGGUGAUUCAGAAUAAAAAUCAACUUGUGUUUCUGGACAAUGCCAGUAAAUAUUUCACCAAAUCAGAGAAACAGCAAGUUGAUAUUGAAAAAACGAGCAACAGAUUUAAGUACUUGCUUGGUCUUACUGGCUUAUUUCGUCAUUUCAUAGAAGCCAAGGCUAAUAAGGAUCCGCUUUUCCGAAAAAUUGUUGAUGAUUUGCACGAUCUGGAAGCAAAGCUCAAAUCGUCAAGUCAUGAUUCCGUUAGAAGAAGGAAGACCGAGAAGGAAGAAGACGCGGAAUUGUUGAGAGAAGAAGGGUCAAGUAAGCAGCCUUUUGAGUUCACAGAAAGUCCUGGCUAUGUCAACGGGAAAUUGAGGCCCUAUCAGAUUCAAGGUUUGAAUUGGUUGGUGUCGUUGUAUGAGAAUAACUUGUCAGGUAUAUUGGCCGACGAAAUGGGGUUGGGAAAGACGUUACAAACGAUUUCGUUUUUGGGGUACUUGCGUUUCAUGUACAAAAUUAAUGGACCACAUUUGGUGAUUGCACCAAAGUCGACAUUGGACAACUGGUACAGAGAGUUUCAAAGAUGGAUUCCCGAUAUAAACGUAUUGGUAUUGCAAGGCGAUAAAGACGAAAGGUCUGACUUGAUCAAGAACCGGGUCAUGACUUGCGAUUUCGAUGUUAUUGUAGCUUCUUAUGAGAUUGUCAUUAGAGAAAAAGCAACGUUUAGGAAAUUCGAUUGGGAAUACAUUGUUAUUGAUGAGGCCCACAGAAUUAAAAAUGAGGAAAGUUUAUUGUCACAGAUUAUUAGAAUGUUUCAUUCAAAGAAUAGAUUGUUGAUUACCGGUACCCCAUUGCAAAACAACUUACGUGAAUUGUGGGCCUUGUUGAAUUUCAUUUUACCCGACGUGUUUGCCGACAAUGACUCCUUUGAUGAGUGGUUUCAGAAAGAUGAAACGAAUGAAGGGGAAGGGGAGGUGAUUUCUCAAUUACAUAAAGUGUUGAAGCCGUUCUUAUUAAGAAGGAUUAAAGCUGACGUUGAAAAAUCAUUGUUGCCUAAAAAGGAGCUAAACAUUUACACCAAGAUGUCCCCAAUGCAAAAGAACUUGUACCAAAAAAUUUUGGAAAAGGAUAUUGACGCUGUGAAUGGGGCCAACAAAAAGGAGUCCAAGACAAGAUUACUCAAUAUUGUCAUGCAGUUGAGAAAAUGUUGUAAUCAUCCGUAUUUAUUUGAUGGGGUUGAGCCUGGGCCCCCAUAUACUACAGAUGAGCAUUUGGUCUAUAACGCUCAAAAGAUGAUUAUUUUGGAUAAAUUGUUGAAAAAAUUUAAAGCCGAGGGCUCGAGAGUCUUGAUUUUCUCACAAAUGAGUCGAAUGUUGGACAUUUUGGAAGAUUAUUGCUAUUUCCGAGAAUAUGCUUAUUGUCGAAUUGAUGGGCAAACUGAGCAUACUGAUAGAAUCAAUGCCAUUGAUGAAUACAACAAACCAGGUAGUGACAAAUUUGUGUUUCUUUUGACAACCAGAGCCGGUGGGUUGGGUAUCAAUUUGACCUCUGCCGAUGUUGUGAUUUUGUUUGAUUCAGAUUGGAACCCACAAGCCGACUUGCAGGCGAUGGAUCGUGCUCAUAGAAUUGGUCAAACUAAGCAGGUCAAAGUGUUUAGGUUCAUUACUGAAAAUGCUAUCGAGGAAAAGGUUUUGGAAAGAGCUGCGCAGAAGUUGCGUUUAGAUCAAUUGGUGAUUCAACAAGGUCGCAAUAACAAUGCUGCUGGGUUGGAUGGACAGCAGAGCAGUAAGGCUGCAUCUAAGAAUGAGUUGUUGGAUAUGAUUCAAUUUGGAGCCGCGGAUGUGUUCAAAAAGGAUGAAAGUGAAACCCCAGAACAAAGCGAAGGAGCACUGGGACAGGAUUUUGAUAUUGAAGAAUUGUUGAGGCAUUCUGAGGAAAAGACACAAGAGUUGAAUGAAAAGUAUGCCAAGUUGAAUUUGAAUGCCUUGCAAAAUUUCACCAAUGAUGAAAGUGUUUAUGAAUGGAAUGGAGAAAACUUUAAAAGAAAGGAACCCACGGCCAUUGCCAAUAUCGGACAUGCAUGGAUCAACCCAGGUAAAAGAGAACGCAAGGAGAAUUAUUCAAUUGAUAUGUAUUAUAAGGAUGUGUUGAAUACGGGUGGCGGUGGCAGUGGUAAUCGGUCACUGCAAGCCGUGUCCAAAUCAGGUCCCAAACCACCAAAGCAAUUGAACUUAUACGAUCAUCAAUUUUUCCCUCCAAAGGUGUUUGAGUUGUAUGAGUUGGAGAAAAACUAUUACAAGAAGCAAAUUCAGUACCAAGUUCCAUUGAAAGCUGGUGAUGCGUCAAGUUUGAAACAACGAGAAUUGGAACAGAAAUUGGAACAAGAGGAAAUUGCUCAAUCGCGGCCUUUGACUGAAGAAGAGCGCCAGCUAAAGGUGGAUUUGAUGAAGCAGGGUUUCACAAAUUGGAACAGAAAAGACUUUUAUCAUUUCAUUUCUAGUUGUGCUAAGUAUGGUCGUAAUUCAAUCCCAUUGAUUGCAUUGGAGUUCCAAGGCGACAAGACUGAGGAAGAGGUACGUGAAUAUGCUAAACAGUUUUGGCGCAAGUAUCAAGAAAUAGAGGGAUUUGAGAAAUACAUCGGUCAAAUUGAACAAGGUGAGGAGAAGAUUAUCAAAUUACAAUUGCAAAAAGAGGCAUUAAGGAGAAAGCUUUCACAAUACAGGUUCCCGCUUUUGGAGUUGAAGUUGAAAUAUCCACCAUCUUCAAAUGCCAAGAAAGUGUAUAGUGAAGAAGAAGAUCGAUUUUUGCUUGUUCAAAUGUAUCGAUUUGGUAUUGAUCUGCCGCAGGUCUAUGAAUCAAUCAAGGAAGCGAUACGUGACUCACCCAUUUUCCAAUUCGAUUUCUUUUUGCAAAGUCGGAAUGUCACUGAAUUGGCUAGGAGAUGUAACACUUUACUCGGUUGUGUUUUGAAGGAAGUGAACCCAGAAAAGCAGAAACAGUUUAAUGCAUCUAAUGGUGGUGGUACCAAACGAUCAAGAGAAUCUUCCACCAGUACUUCUAAAAAGAGCAAAAAGUGA
Messenger RNA from Lodderomyces theae, 3099 nucleotides. Its product is annotated as chromatin-remodeling ATPase. Gene Ontology annotation, cellular component: nucleus; chromatin. Gene Ontology annotation, biological process: regulation of transcription by RNA polymerase II; nucleosome organization. The coding region runs from base 1 to 3099 and encodes 1032 amino acids. NCBI's taxonomy places the organism in Eukaryota, Fungi, Ascomycota, Pichiomycetes, Serinales, Debaryomycetaceae. The record is from RefSeq and is a predicted model, not a curated record. The transcript has 2 exons. Gene Ontology annotation, molecular function: ATP-dependent chromatin remodeler activity; ATP binding; nucleosome binding.